Molecule: messenger RNA, 2092 nt
Organism: Hippoglossus stenolepis (Pacific halibut)
Lineage: Eukaryota; Metazoa; Chordata; Actinopteri; Pleuronectiformes; Pleuronectidae
Gene: cldn19
Product: claudin 19
Exons: 5
Coding region: 532-1197 (221 amino acids)
Biological process (GO): cell adhesion; bicellular tight junction assembly
Cellular component (GO): bicellular tight junction; plasma membrane
Molecular function (GO): structural molecule activity
Source: RefSeq, a predicted model, not a curated record
CUUUUUUUUUUGUUUUCACUUUUUUUCCUGCUACCCCUCAUUGAGCCACUUGAGCCUGGAGCAGAUGGAAAGACUGUAGUGGGGGGAAAGUAAGCGAGUAGCAGAGAGAGAGAGAAUUGGAAGAAGCCAUGCAGUCAGUGAGGCAGACCAGCGACAAUGCUUGACGAACUGAACCAGUGAUCAUCAGACAGCCUUUCUUCCACUUUGACUGAGCUCCUGAGGGAACAAGAAAUCAGACAGGACAGCCCAGAGGGGAAACAUCGACUCAUCGAUAAAGCAGAGACGGGCUAAACGAUCCCAGGACGUGGGGAUAGAAAGAAAGACAGACUUAGAAACAAGGAGAGAGAUUUCUACAGAUGAGAGCUGAAGCAGAGGGGUAGAAGGAGAUGCUCAGUGGGAAAGGACAGUGAAGAGAAGAGUGAAACAAGUAACAGGAUUACUGCAAGUGGGUCCAUCUAAGCAAAAGCUGCUGCAAGUAAAGCAGAGACAGACAAAGGUCAGAUAGAGUCAGAAAGACAGAACUAGACAACGAUGGCCAACUCAGGUCUCCAGUUGUUGGGUUAUUUCCUGGCGCUGGGCGGCUGGAUCGGCAUCAUCUCCACCACCGCCUUACCCCAGUGGAAGCAGUCGUCAUACGCCGGCGAUGCCAUCAUCACGGCCGUGGGUCUGUACGAGGGGCUGUGGAUGAGCUGCGCCUCGCAGAGUACAGGACAGGUGCAGUGCAAGAUCUUUGACUCCAUGCUCUCGCUGGACAUCCACAUCCAGACAUGUCGGGCCCUCAUGGUGGUGUCAGUGCUGCUGGGCUUUAUCGGCAUCAUCGUCAGCGUGGUGGGCAUGAAGUGCACCAAGGUGGGAGAUAACAACCCAGCCACCAAGACUCGCAUCGCAGUGACCGGAGGCGCUCUCUUCCUGCUCGCAGGUCUGUGUACUCUGGUGUCUGUGUCCUGGUAUGCCACUCAGGUGUCCUAUCUGUUCUUCAACCCAAAUACACCGCCCAACGCCAGGUAUGAGUUCGGCUCAGCCCUGUUCGUGGGCUGGGCGGCAGCCAGUCUGACGGCACUGGGCGGCUCCUUGCUGUGCUGCUCCUGCUCCAAAGACAUGCGAGGACAGCAAUAUUACCGCCAAUCACAGCCUUCCACAACCAGGGAACCAAAUGUUAAAAGUACCCCACCAGAGAAAAGGGAGCAGUACUUGUAGUUUGGGAGAGUCUUCUGGCCUUUCCAUGGUUUAGAUACUGUCAACAGACAAAACCCUCUCACUGAGGUAUUCAAAACAGACAACACCCAAGUAUAUUCAAGUAUAUUGUGGCAACAUUAACUUUAGUCUUUGUUGAAGUAAAAUAAAAUGUUUUGAGAGGUUUAAAUGAAAUAGUUGUUUCAGAGGGAAUAAAAAAGAUGAUAUCCUUGUUUUGUCUGUUUUGCUGACUUUGGGAGAGAGAGCAUUCAGGGUAUGUUUUCUAUAAUAUGUUAAAAUGCCCAGGUGUAUAUACCACCUAUUCUAUUCUUCCUUCUUUUUUUUUACAACAUAUAUAAUGUUUUACUACAGUGCCUUAUAACACAUGUUUGUGCACUUGUAUGUUUGGAUUCUUCAUAGUCUCCCAUCCCAUCUGAGGGAUGUGUAUCCAUAGCUCCUCUGCCAACAGAUCUGUACACUUUUUUUCUGUUGUUGGAUUUCUGAAAAUGAAUGUGAAGCUACCAUAAAAUACCACUGAUGAAACAACAAUGACAUACAUUGCUAUAGAUAAGGCCUUGUUCACUGUUUGUAAGAAGCUUUGUGCCUGUUUCCAACUAGCCUGGAAUGAGGAUAUAUAUCAAGCACAUUCAUUUUGUUUUGUUAAGUGCCAAUAUGAUUUUGUGUGAAUGGCGGAGUCGUUGUAUUUUUGGCUCAAGAGGAUAUACUGUACUGUGUGCUGUCUCCUGUACUAAGGAACGCCAGUUUGCUGAGUGUUCAAAUACCCUUCUGAUGCCUGCAUUUAUUUACCAUGCCAUUCCUGUCUCUAAUAUUUACCUCCUCCAUGUUGUGUAUUAUCUCAUUUACAGUAUUCCCCUGUCUGUUUCUUUUAGAAUAAAGCAAACAGCGAUUAAAAAAAAAA